UCCACCGCCUACUCGUUUCCCUUCCAACGAGGCUUGAUGCUCUCAGUAGUCUGACAACAGUCACGGAGAAGGAGACCGAUCCUCUCGUCUCGCUCUCUCACCAUUAUAUCGAUCACACCAGAGUGAAUUUCAGACUUUAAGGGAUGUAGUGUCCGGAAAAGCGGCCUCUCUCCCGAGUGUGCAGGUGACAGAGGCAAGGGAGGAAUACGCGAAAUUAGUGGUUGCACCUCGAUCUAGACCCUGGUUUGUGGGGAGGGAGCACUCCAAUAUUGUACAACAAUAACACAUGCUAGAUAAAACCAGACCCCUUAAGGUAUCACACAGUGUCAACCAGAGGAGUGAAACAGGGAACACCUGCUCUGUAACAGUGGUAGAAUGGCAAUAACAACGGUGGCAAUUCAGUGACAUCCGAUACAUUUCGACUUUGUCCCCGUUGAGGAUAGUGACGACAAGUUUCGGUGUCAAUCCAAGGAAUAAUCAAACUUAAAAGUGCGCAAGUGAACGAGACCAAGACGGCCAGCAGCAACAUGAAGAACCAAAACAUGAUUCACCAACGUGAUGUUGGAGGCGUCAUUCUGACAUCAUCGACGAACCCAAAAACUCAAAAUCCAUCUGGAUACUAUGCGAGUUUGCCGAACCGAAGGAAUGAUAACCAAAACAAUUUUCGAAGUUCAUUGAAAAUCAUGAACGGGAACCAUUCCAAGACUCAUCUUCCGGAGGUGAAUGGCAACAACAACACCGCCAACCUCACGUGGAAGACUCUUCAAGAUCGCUUUGAGAUUCCUCUUCCGUUCGGGUAUCACAUGGACCUGGACUUUCUGAGGUUUACCAACGAAGAGCUCGUGUCGAAUGAGACAUUGGAUCGGCUCCGAGAUCUCCGGAAACAACGACGAAAGCAAAGGAAGACGUUGGAGGCCCUUAUGGGCAUUAGACAAGAGCAACGAGAGCGGGAGAGAAAAGCCAAGAUCCAACCCGUCAUGAAUUCUUCCAAAACAUCUUCAAACAAGCCAACCUUGAACAUUCCAACCAAGCGACCCAGUAGUCAACCCCCUCCAGACGCCGUGCGCACUCCCGAAUUCAUCAAAGACGCCUUGAAGGACGCCAUGAAAGACUUUGAGCUACAUCUGGAGAGAUCGAAAGAAGAUAGGCCGGGCUCCCGAAACCAAGAAAUCGAUCUACUUAAUCUAAGUAGCUCGGGCAUCAAGACCGCCAAAUUCAACACUUUUCCUCGUGUGUUGUCCCCAGACGAACCGGCCAUGUCCUCGUCGUACAAAAUGUUCAGAAACUCAAACUCAUCCUUGUCCAGCAUUUCCACCUCAUCAUCGGCUUUGCCGCUAUCCCCUGACGCGGUUCUGGCGGGCCUACCCUCAUCGGUGAUGAACAAAUCCGACCAAUCCGAGACCGAAUCCAUUGGGAGCAUUACUUCAGACAUGAGUACGCACACAUUGAAGAACAUUCGUGAACAAAUGGCCAAAAGUCUUUUGAAGCUGAAGGAAUAUGAGAAGCAGGUUGAGGCCAUACCCGUCAUGCAUGCGAGAUUGUCGGUACUGAAAGAAGAGAAGCGUUUGUUACUCCUUCAACUGAAACAGCGAGAACUCGAAAUGAGACGGGAAAAGGGCGAGGAUCUCUUGGAAUCAGAUGGGGGAGCUUUAGAUUAUGACACGGAAGAUGAUGAUCUGGAAGAGAAAAUAGGAGCAUCACGGUUGGCUUUCAAGAACAGAUUUCACGAUAUCCACAAUCGAGCCCGUAGCGAGAGUCCUUACGCUCGAGGCGGAACGAUUAAUCCGGAAGAUUUCCCAUCUUUCCAAAGAAAAAGGUCGGUCUCGUGUGGAUACAACUCGGACUCGGAUCCCUCGCCCCACGCAGACAGGAGGUAUUACGAGUCCGAGCCUCAAGCUCCCAAUCACUUCCAAAGGGCUCGAAUGAAUCCAAUACAACACCAAUCCAGACUUGCAAAAUCCAGUCCUUUGCAUAAUCUGUCUUCUCCACACCUAGAACGAUCCGAGAUAAGCUUCUUUACGUCCAGUGGGGCCAAUGCAUCCCUGUCACCAGCCAGAAAUAGAUUAGCUCCCAAUUUAGGCACUCAGACAUCUACACCCAUCAAGAAAGCCGUACGUGAUUCUAGCACCAAUACCGAUCCAGAAAAGAAGCGAGAGAAGACACCUUCUCCCAAGCCUUCUCCACCUGCAGUUAGAAAACGAGAUCGCGCCAGUAACACGGAUCCACCACCAAAAUCCCCGCCUCCACCCAGGAAAAUCAACAACUUUACCAAUACCAUGCCUACCAGAACUUUGGCCAAGGCAAGCGGCACAUUACUUCAAAUGGAUAAUCUGUUCACCAAGGUUGAGUUGGAGGAGAGAGUACAAGCAGCCAUAUAUAAAACCGAAGAAGAGAUCAUGGGUUGUCCUUUGUUACAAAAGGCAAUGGCAAAGGUGGAAGAGGAAGCUCUGUACGGCCCUAAACCGUCUCCGGAACCUGUGGACACCCAUGAGAUGAGUGUCCAAGUGGGUGACGAGAAUCUCCGGCCUUUUGUGAUUUCGGUUGGACUCCAAUGUAAGUUGGAUGAAGUUCGGCCUCUGGUGGUGGAGAUCUCAAGCCAGGCUGGGGUGGAUGUGAAGGACAAUGAAUGCCAAUCAGGAGCGAGUCUGGAAAGGAGGGAACGAAGAAGCCGCACAGUAGACUUGGACAGAGAAAAACUAGUUCGAACAAUUGGUGUGGGAGAGUGCAAAGUCAUUGAAGACCCGAAAGAUCCUACUCAAUUCAGAGAGAUUGGUGUUUGUACUGAAAAGUGGGUGGAGAUCAUUAAAGCCUCAAAACAAACUGACACCGAGGAUUUUGCUUUCAAAGACACUGAGUCACCGAGGGUGGCAGACAUGAUUCUUGAGCCCUCCCCAGAGAGAGUGGUUUGGGAGAAGAGGAGCAGUCUGAGGCGAACAAGCGCUGGAUCGCCUUUGGGCUCAAGACGAUCUUCCGUGAACUCUCCGAUACAAUCCAGAAAAUCUUCCACCUUGUCAGGCGUUCAUCCAGCCAGAACAGUGACGAAGUCGCAGAGUACAAUGACGGACUCCGAAUUAAAAACGAAACCAAUGACAAGGGAUGCUAAAUCUGGAUCCGCGGGAGUUCAAAUGAAGUCGGUGGGCACUUCGGCUCUUAUGCUUCCCCUGGCCAAGGGGUUACCAGCGCUAGGAUCCCCAUUAACCACCCCCGAGCUGGAGAGGCCACCCGUCAAUCUGAAUCUGUGUGAUAAAUGCAACAACGACAUUCACAAAGUGGCAGAGGGAGUAUUGGCUGGCCCACAUGCCGCACUAGUGGCAUCUUCCUCGUCAUCGUCCUCCUCGUCAAGUACCACCAACGCGUCCAUGGCAACCACAAUCACCAAAAUUGCCCCGCCAAGUCCUGAUAUGCCAUGGCUAUCAAAAAUUCCCCGUCCAGUGCCAGAAAACCCCGAUGUUAGCAAAUUGAAAUCGGCCACAUCGAUUGGAAAUCUCUCGAUUGACUCGCGACCAAGAAGUCCGAUGCUACAGCGAUCGAAAUCCAACAUGACACCCACCAUGGGACGGAAGCUCACUGCCGGAAAUCUGGGGUCGUCGAGAAGCCCAGUGCCAAGGAACGCCUUGGGUACACCUCCGCCCCACCCAUCUACGCCUCCAGUGGGAAGUCGUCGAAUUCCCUCACCCUUGGCCAGAUCUCAGUCACCUUAUGGUGAGAGAAGGAGUCUCAUCCCCAAGUUGAGUCCCAAUCUGGGGAGGAAGCAAGUUCCAAGCUCUCUGAACCUGCCCCAAGGGUCCAGUAACAAUUCAUCCAGCGUAGUCUCUCCCAAUUCGGCAGAGACCAGAUCUCUCAUUCCACGGGUGACCACACCCCCGGCACUUCGAAGGAUGUACCCGAAGGAGUCUGAAGGUGGCGACAAAUUGGCAGCUCGAGAUAGGAAUGUCGUGAGAAAGAACACUUUCACCAAAGUCACGGUGGGGAUAAACAAUCCGGACCUUGAAAAGCACGAUCAGGGUAAGGUGAAGUCGAGUGAGAAACAAGUGUCCAAACUGGAGAAGAUGAAAAAACGGUUCAGUGAUAUCAAGGAGAUGUUAAGUGGGAGUGAUUCAGAAUCCGAGACAGAGAAGAAAGACAAUGAGACCACGUCCAAGAGGUUAAGCUCUGGGGGCUUUCCAUUGCCCGGAGCUGCUCUUUUUGCUCCCAUUGACGAAAAUAGAACCAAAGUUGAGCCAUCCAAAGAAAUGAGAGGUGCUCUCAAAGUACUGAACGACUCGUUUGGAAGAAGUACCCGCGGUAACGCACAGGUUACAAAUGCAAUCAACAUCAUCCAACAAGAAUGGUUCAAGGUCUCGAGUACGAAGCAGUCUAAUCCUCUGGACGUGGAAGAUUAUCUGGAUGCCAUCGAAGACAUGUCCAAGGAGCUUCUCAAUAGGGUCGUCAAUCUGACGGAUGUCAAUGGGAAUACAGCUCUUCAUUACUCGGUGUCACACGGCAACUUUGAUGUGGUCUCUGUUCUACUGGACUCCAAGGUGGCCAACUCGAACAUCAUGAACAAGGCCGGCUACACUUGCAUUAUGCUGAUUUCCUUGGCCCAGAUCCAGAACGACACCCACCGAGCAGUCGUGGCCCGGCUUUUCUCGAUGGGAGAUGUCAAUGUGCGAGCCACUCAGCACGGACAGACCGCUCUGAUGUUGGCUGUAAGUCAUGGACGAGCCGACAUGGUCCAGCUUCUAGUGGAGGCUGGGGCUGACAUCAAUAUUCGGGAUGAAGAUGGCUCAACAGCCUUGAUGUGUGCCGCUGAGCACGGUCACAUGGAAAUUGUCAAGUUCCUUCUUCAUCAACCGGAUACCAAUGUCCUGGCCAAAGAUAAUGACGGUCUAACCGCCCUGGCCGUGGCCAUGGAAGCUGGACAUCGUGAUAUUGGCGUCAUUUUGUACGCUAAUAUGUCCUUUUCACGCGGAGCCUCGCCGUACUCGUCCAUGCGAAUGAAGAAGGGCUCGACUUCCUCCCGGACUUCCACGCCCACAGGUUCCACCCGCUCACUUGCAAUCGCUAACAAAACGCCUCCCCGAAGUCCGGUUGUACCCACGCCACCAAUUCGUACCCGAAGAAACUCUUCUAAUCAGUGAUUUCCCGUGUUAUAAAUUUAGAAGAAUCAAUAUCGUUUUUAUUGCAUGCUCUUUUGCACCCUUCCUAAUCGCUACCAAAAUUUGACUCCCAUUUUCAACAUGAAAUAAUUUGUAUCUACUGCCUAUUUCCAGCAAAAAUUAAAGAAAUCUCUCUUAACCAUGAACAAA
Tigriopus californicus is the source of this 5288-nucleotide messenger RNA. RefSeq names its product KN motif and ankyrin repeat domain-containing protein 1-like. The transcript has a single exon. The coding region runs from base 528 to 5120 and encodes 1530 amino acids. The record is from RefSeq and is a predicted model, not a curated record. Gene Ontology annotation, molecular function: protein binding. Gene Ontology annotation, biological process: negative regulation of actin filament polymerization. Gene Ontology annotation, cellular component: cytoplasm; cytoskeleton. Lineage: Eukaryota; Metazoa; Arthropoda; Copepoda; Harpacticoida; Harpacticidae.